CAAUGCACCACGGAGUGGAGCGAUGGCUCCAGCAUCAUUUACGUAAACUGGAAUAAAGGAGAAUCCCAAAUGUGUCAAGGGUUGUCUAGAUGGACAAAGUUUCUUCAGUGGUACAAUAUUGACUGCCAAGCAAAAUACCCUUUCAUCUGCAAGUUCCCGCCAGAGUGUUAAGAUGCAGCUGUGUGAAGUCUGGAGAAGCAAGGAAGCCCCCCACCCCA
Protobothrops mucrosquamatus (brown spotted pit viper) is the source of this 218-nucleotide messenger RNA. Its product is annotated as snaclec stejaggregin-A subunit alpha. The record is from RefSeq and is a predicted model, not a curated record. Lineage: Eukaryota; Metazoa; Chordata; Lepidosauria; Squamata; Viperidae.